This is a messenger RNA of Scheffersomyces amazonensis, 2592 nucleotides long. It is a transcript of the gene MNN4, whose product is annotated as Mnn4p. NCBI's taxonomy places the organism in Eukaryota, Fungi, Ascomycota, Pichiomycetes, Serinales, Debaryomycetaceae. The transcript has 3 exons. The record is from RefSeq and is a predicted model, not a curated record. The coding region runs from base 1 to 2592 and encodes 863 amino acids.
AUGUUUAAACGACCCCAGAAAUUCUUCAAAGUUAGAUUUAAUAACUUAUUCAGAAGAAAAUUACAAACAUAUCUCGUAUUAGCAUUAUGUUUAAUAAUAUCUUUUUCAUUAAUAACAUCUUCAUCAUUUAUAAUUAGUUCAUCAUCUGAUGAAUCCAUAAGAACCAUAAUUCAAGCAGGACCAGGAGGAGCCAAUACUAAAUAUUUAAAAUCAUUUCUAUCACCAUCUCAAGAUGAUCCUGAUUCAGAAAUAGAAUAUUAUGAACAUGAAGAUCCUGAUAAUUAUUUAAAGGAAAAAGUUGAAAUUCUUUAUCAACAAAAAUUAUUAUCUGAUUUAGAGCAUAAAUAUUGGGUAUUAGAUGUAGAUCAUACAAAAGAUAGUUCUAUAACCAUUCCAAAUUAUUAUUUUGCAUCAUCAGUUGAUUCUUUAAGUGAAGAAGUUAUUUCAAAACCAGUAAUACAACCUUUUGAUCCUAGAUUUACUUUAGGAGUAUAUUAUCAUUAUUUAGCCCAAAAAUUUCAAUCUGAGGAUGCCAAUACUAAAGAUCAAUCAUCAUAUGCUGAUGAUGAAAAGGAUGUUUCAUCAGUUAAAGUACCAUUUAAUUGGUAUGAUUGGGUUGAUUUAUCACCAUUAAAUCAAUAUCUCUUAGCAUCAUCUUCUGAUUUAAAUCGUCCUUCCUGUGAUAUCAUUGACUCAAGAGAAGCUGAAACUCGUUUCCAAUCAAAAGAAGCUAGUGCUUUUUGUGUAAAUGAUGAAAAUUUACCUCCUGAUCAUUAUGAUGGACAUAAAAUUCAUCCUGGAUUUAAUACAUUUACUCAUGAAGGUAAAGGUAAUCAAGCAAAUACUAUAUUAGUUGGAGCUUCUUAUCUUUAUUCAUUUGCAAGAGCUCCAGCUUCAUUAAUUUUCGUCACUAAAGAUGGUACUUAUAAUAUCCCAAUUGAUUUUUCUAAUAAACAACCACUUCUUGAUAAUGGACUUGUUGAACAAUAUGUUGCUAAUACUGGUAAAACUAGUCUUGAUGUUGUUCAAGAAUAUAAUAAUCUUCAAAAAAUUCAUCCUCCUAAUAAACAAGAUGUUAUUGAUUCUUAUCAAGUGAUUCUUGAACAUUCAUCCUUUGAUGUUGAUUUCGAUAGUAUUAUUAAAGAAUUAGAAGUAAGAGAAAAGGAUAAAUCCUUAGCUGAAAAUGAACAAAAUUAUUUGAAUUCCCUUAGAUAUUCUGAAUAUAAAAUUCAUAAUGGAGGUCCACCAAAAUAUUUUGAAGAAGCAAGACUUUAUGAAACUGCUUAUGGUGAUCAUUAUGAUUGGAGAUUCUUUAAAGGUAUAAUGUAUGGUAGUUAUGAACAAACCCUUAUUCUUCAUCGUUUGAUUCGUACUUGGUUAUCUUUUACUAGAAAGGCUGGUAUUAGAUCUUGGGUUGCCCAUGGCUCUCUUCUUAGUUGGUAUUGGGAUGGUCUUGCCUUCCCAUGGGAUAAUGAUAUUGAUGUUCAAAUGCCAAUUUUUGAUUUACAUAAAUUAUCUCUUGAAUUUAAUCAAACAUUAAUUAUUGAAGAUACUGAAGAUGGUUAUGGAAGAUAUUUCCUUGAUUGUGGUACAUUCAUAACUCAAAGAAAUAAAGGUAAUGGAAAUAAUAAUAUCGAUGCAAGAUUUAUUGAUGUUGAUAGUGGACUUUAUGUUGAUAUAACUGGAUUAGCAAUAUCUAAUUCUGAAACUCCUGAAAGAUAUUUGAGACGUUUACCAAAGGAUUGGAAGACUCCAAAAGAUAACAAUAAACGUGAAGAUACUAGAACCCUUCGUACAUGGACUGAAAUCAAUAGGAAAUUACAAGUCUAUAAUUGUCGUGAUAAUCAUUUCACUCAUUUGAAUGAAUUUUCUCCUCUUAUAAAAACCACAAUUGAAGGUGAAGUAGGAUAUAUUCCAAACAAAUAUACUACACUCUUAAAACAAGAAUAUCGUGGUGGAUUAACUUCAAAGAAAUUUAAAGGUUGGGUAUUUGUUCCACAAAUCAGAUUAUGGUUGAGAGAAACUGAUUUAUAUUAUUUCCUCAAAGAUAAAGAAGUUUGGAAUAAAUUCCAUAAUUAUAAUUUGAAUUAUCUUAUGAAUUUUGAUAAUAUCAAUACCAAUAAAACUCUGGCAGAAGAUCUUUUCCAAGAUUUCCAAUAUGAAAUGACAGAAGAAGAAUUGGAAAAUUUGAAGUAUGAAAUCGAAGUUAAUGAGAAAGCAGGAAAUAAAGCUUUUAAAGCUCAUAAAAUCGAAUUAAAUGAUGAUGAUGUUAAAAAGAUUCAUAAUUUAAAACUUGAUGAAUUAUUGGAAUUAUUAAGUAAGGAUGAAAUCUUUAUGAAUUAUUAUCAAACUAAAGAUUUUACUACAUUCCAUGAAGAAGAAAUGAUGAGACUUCUAUAUGGUAAAUCUACCGCAAGUUUGAUUAAGGAUGCUCCUGAUUUCCCUCCUAUUAAAUAUGAUCCAUUCUUAUUUAAAUUAAAGAAUGAUUUCACAACUUUUGAAGAAGAAGUUGAUAGAUAUGUUCAAUUAUCUCGUGCUUACGAAGAACAAGAGAAGGCUGCAAAAGUAAAACCUGUCAAGGCAAUUUCGUAA